UGUUACUGCAUCACGAUUCGUGACCAGUACCCAUUCAGAAUGGAUGCGGAUGGCAAUCCGACCAGGUCCAGAUGGGCGGCCGCAAGAGACCAGGUGCUGAAAGGAUAUCGGACGGAAGAUUUGAAGAAGUCCUUGGCCUUCAGUUUGUUGGCUGCGUAUCAUAGCUACGUCUUCUUUGCCGCGGCCCUGAGCAUCCUGACCCUCAGCGGCAACUUGAUUCUGGCCUGGUUCAUCAGCUGGUUCCAAGAAGUGCGCAACAGCAAUGCGGGGACCUCCGAAACUGGCAACGUGUCGCUGGGCUUCUACCUGGCUGUUCUGACGCGUUGUUGGCUGUUGAUCCAGCUCUCGGCCGAAGUCUUGAGAUGUGUCUUGUGGUUGGUCGAGGACACCUGGCAACUACAGACUUUCCAGACCUAUCGGCAGAUCCUAACAGGUUAUGCGUCCAAAGAGAUGCAACUGGCCAGCGAGGAGAUGACUGCAGCCCAAAGCUUGGCUGUGACGGGUCGCUGGAAACACAGUAGCUCCUGCAGAUGGUGGUUGGAUCUUGUCGUCCAGGUCUGCGUGUACGGAUCAUUGGAUGUGAUACCUCUUGUGAUGUGCAUCCCUCCCUUUAUGAAGCUGGACCUAACGGGUGGCCUCAGCACAUUAUUUGCCACGGCUUGUUCCAUUGCUCUGUUGCAUAGCGUCCUGCUGUAUGUGGCUUGGGUUCUGAGCGAUCUUGUGACCAAGAUUAGGAUGUGGAAGACCAUCCGACGUCACGACGGUGACAAUGGUGAUGCCUUUCUGGUGGAGGCUCCAGCAGAUGUGGAGGAUGUGGAGGUGGAAGUCGAGGAAGAAAUCAUGGCCCCAGCCCACGUGUGCGCUUUGUUCGGUGGAGUCCUACAUUUGGGUUGGGUGGCCGUACUGAAAUCCCUGGUCUUCAUAGCUUUGUUGGUCCUGGCGCUUCAAAGAGACGUGAUUUCAGAGAACCCGUUCUGGUUGAUCGCUGCACUACUCUUGGGGAUUGCAUUUUGGCAUUCCACCCUGGCCAGAGGUCUUCAGAUCUUGGCGAAAUGCUGUGGAAGGUGCGGACGAAGUGAUUCCCAGACAGGUGAUCUUUCAGGGGCUUCACAGCAAGCCCUUCAUGGUUUUCUGAAUGAUGUCCAAUCUUGGGCGGACAAGAAUGCUGGAAUGUCGGUCAGUUGCUGCUCCCAACGUUACGACCUGGUGGUUUUCGUUCUUCUGCUGCAAAUUGCGCUCUUUGGUAAUUUCCGCUGGACUGGCGGAGCAGUGUUUCUCCUCUUCUUAGUUAUGCUGUUGCUCCUUCGACGUAGCACCUUGAUGAGUCUCGGUCGCUGGCGCGGACUCGCAGGUGUUCUUGAGAGCUUGCUCUUUGUGCUUGUGGCUACACUGCUGAAUGCUGCCUACUCAGCGAUGGCUGGCUUGGGCGUAUUGGUGAUGGCUGUCCUCUUACAGUUGAUGUUGGCACGUCGUGAGUUACGUGCAUGGCGGACUCUUCGAGGGGUCACUUUGGGCUUGCACACGAGCCUGGUCAUCGUCGUGGCCAUUUGCAUGUGGUCCAUGCAGGGCGGUAGCGGUUGGACUCCGGACUCGCGGGACUCCGACUCCAAGCAGAUCACCGAAGAGUAUCCCUUCUGCCAUUUGAGGUGGCCCUUGGGAAAGACUGGAACACAGGAGAUGUCCUUGAUGGACUUCGCUGAUAUGUGCGCAUUGACCAAUCUGGACAGCGCCGAUUUCAACUCAUCAUUGCAGUCCCGUUUCCCUGGCUGGACAUUGGAAUACGAACACCGCGCUGGAGAGACGCACGUCUAUGGCUACAACGACUGGACCACGUUCUUUGAGCUGGCAGAUCCCAGCAACGAGACGACCAUCUUUGCCAUUCGAGGGACGCAGAGUCCGCUGGAUGUCAUGCAAGAUUUGAACAUCUUUACUCCGGUGGCCGUGACUCAGAUUGCGUCCUUUUUUGGUCCAGAUCUCACUUCCUCGGUGACGAAGACCGUCUUCAGUUUCUUUGCAGGGCUGCCGACCAUCGACAAGGACUUCUUCGAAGUCUUGCUGAAACAUGUUCGCGGGAAGGUGAACAGUUCCCCUGAUCGGCGGUUUUACCUCACGGGACACUCCUUGGGUGGCGGUUUGGCCAAGCUGGUGGCGUUGGAAGUGGGCCGCAAGUCUGUGACCUUUGCCUCCCCGGGUUUACGCUACACCUCGGAGAUGCUUCUGUCCAAGGAGUUCCGGGUUUGGGAGAAAAAUUGGAUCGGAAAAAAUUAUCGAAUUGUCCUGGCAAAGCGCUUCAAGGGAAGCAGUUUCAAAGGCGUCCGGCUUGGCCUGGCAAGGGAAAAGGCCGACGCGUGCCGUACAGGUGAUCGCUUAGGGACUGUGGUGGUGCCAGAGCAGCUCGGAGAUCAGUGCAUGAAGCGAAUGCACGACUUGGUUUCCCGCGUGGACCAACAAUUGGGAGCGGAGCUGGGCAUUGCCUGCGACAAGAACCCGCAAGAGCUUUUUCAAAAGAACGUCAUCCGCGAGAGCAAAGAGCUAACGAGCGAACUGGCGUGGGAGAGCGCAGUGCAUGCGUAG
Molecule: messenger RNA, 2574 nt
Organism: Cladocopium goreaui
Lineage: Eukaryota; Dinophyceae; Suessiales; Symbiodiniaceae
Source: the annotation of a GenBank genome assembly